Ricinus communis (castor bean) is the source of this 974-nucleotide messenger RNA. RefSeq names its product putative ribosome biogenesis protein slx9-like. Bases 261 to 734 code for a protein of 157 amino acids. The record is from RefSeq and is a predicted model, not a curated record. Gene Ontology annotation, biological process: maturation of SSU-rRNA from tricistronic rRNA transcript (SSU-rRNA, 5.8S rRNA, LSU-rRNA). Gene Ontology annotation, cellular component: nucleolus; preribosome, small subunit precursor; 90S preribosome. The transcript has 7 exons. Lineage: Eukaryota; Viridiplantae; Streptophyta; Magnoliopsida; Malpighiales; Euphorbiaceae.
UCUGUACUCGCCACAUCUCAAACUCAAUUCAAGCCUCCACCACCCUGAAACAAACCGUCAUCUCUUCGCCAACCUUGCUGGCGUUGCAGUCGUUGCUGCUGCCGUUCCCGUCUCCCUCGCUGCCGUUGUCGCCCUAGCUGCAGUCGCCUCCACCCUUGCCGCCGUCGUUGUCGCUGCUGCCGUCUUCUCAGGGGAACUGGACUUGCUGUAGUGCAAACAGUGAAAGCUUUGCGAAAGAAGAGAGACAGUAAUCUUUAAGAAUGGGCAAGUCAAGGAAAGAUUCUUUGACUAAAUCGGAUAGCAAGUUUGAGAAGAAGGUGCAGUUUUAUACGAAGGUUAGAGAUACAAUUGCAAGUUUGAAUGCCCAAAAGUCCAUUACUAAGAAAAAGAAACUUCGAAGCCGAGAGAAGAAACUGAAAGCAUAUGAUCUGUCUUCACUUACAGAGUUUCUUCCCGAGUUGAGGUCUCCACAACAACCAACUACUGCAGCUGAGUUAAAACUGAAUUGUAAAUCUAGACAAAAAUUAAUAUUGAAAGAAGGAAAACAAUUGAGUGCUGUUCUUAACCAUCCUGCUUUCCGAUCAGAUCCUUUGGGAGCCAUCCAUCACCACUUGCAGAGCACACAGCCUGUUAUGGAUGAGAAAGCUAAGAAAAAGUCGAAUAAAAAUGGAUCGAAGAAAGUGAAGGGGAGAAAAUCUAAAGUGUCCAGUGGACCUUUGACUAUGGAGUACUAAAGUGUGAAUUUAUAUCCAGAGACCCUCAAGUGCAGAAAACCGAUAAUAAAGAGAAGCAGAAGUUUGUUAUCUUCAUGUCUUGAGCUCUUAAUUCUCAAAUGGGUGAGGAAGUAUUAACACAGAAACAUGUACUUAUGCAAAGUUGCUAAUGUGGAAGUCAUGGAUUGUUAUCUUUAAUGGUUGAAUGGUAUUGUUAUCAAUAAAAAGAACUCUCUUAAUUUUGAGUUAUGUUUAUAAGAA